GGAAGAGAGACGGUGCUGGAUUGUACCUGCUAUAAUAUUAUAAAUAAAGUUCAAGUGAGCAACUAUAUUGCUCUAACCGUCCACUAUUUAUAGUUCAGGAAGAAACGGACUAGACUGAAAAAGAACUUUCACGAACCGAAAAGGAGAACGAGCGACAAAGUCAACUACUUGACGCUGUUAUCAAGAAGCAUCAAGUAGAGCAGAGCAGGAGCAGACAUUGGUGAAGAACAUCUUCUUCAGCAGGAGUGGAACUUCACGAUGGAAUAUAUUAAAAAGGAAGGGGAAGAUGUGGAUCCACAACCCCGCCGCGUUAAACAGGAAGAGGGGGAGCCAAAGCACCCCCACAUUAAAGAGGAAGAGGAGGAUAACAGCGUCAGUCAGGAAGGAGAGCAUCUUGAAGGACUGGAGGAGUUCCUAGUGAUUGGUGUUCCUGUGAAGAGUGAAGAUGAUGAAGACAAAGGUGAAAGUGAGGAGAAGAGAGAGGUGGAGCCUCCAAGCAGCAGCUCAACUCAUCACAUGACAACAGAAGCUGAUGGAGACCACUGUGGAGGAUCACAAGCAGACAACCUCUUAGCUCCACUAUCAGAUAGUGACGACAUAACGUCACACUCUUCUGAUACUCAUGAUGAAGACUCUAAAGCUGAGAUGACAUGUCACACUGACAACACACGUCAUAAAUGCUCUCAAUGUGACAAAACUUUUGCUAACAAUAGAAAUCUGAACAUACACAUGAGAUGUCACACAGGAGAGAAACCCUUUGCCUGCUCAGUUUGCGGUAAAAGAUUCAUUGAUAAGUCAAAUUUGAAAUCACACAUAAGAAUGCACACUGGAGAGAAACCUUUUCAUUGCACAGUGUGCGGUAAACAAUUCUCUCGGCGGUCAACUUUGAAAGCACACAUAAGCAUGCACACCGGAGAGAAAGCUUUUCCUUGCACGGUGUGUGGUAAAAGAUUCAUUUAUAAAGGUGACUUAAAAAGGCACACAAGAAUACACACUGGAGAAAAACCUUUUCCAUGCACGUUGUGUGGUAAAAGUUUCUCUCAAAAAGUAGUUUUAAAAACACACACAAGAAUGCACACUGGAGAGAAACCUCAUCCUUGCAUGGUGUGUGGGAAAAGUUUCUUUCAAGCAAGUGAUUUAAAACGACACUCAAGAAUACACACUGGAGAGAAACCUUAUCCUUGCAUGGUGUGCGGUAAAAGAUUCAAUCAAAAAGUUGUUUUAAAAACACACACAAGACUACACACUGGAGAGAAACCUCUUCCUUGUACGGUGUGUGGUAAAGGAUUCUCUCGACAGUCAUCCUUGAAAGAACACAAAAGAAUACACACUGGAGAGAAACAUUUUCCUUGUACAGUGUGUGGUAAAAGUUUCUCUAAAAAGAUAUCUUUGAUAGGACACACAAAAACACACAAUAGAUAAAAAAAUAAAAAAAUCUUGUUCAGUGUGUGGUCAGCAAUUCACAAAUAUUCCAAACUUGACUGACCACAUAAGAAUCCACACUGGGGAAGUUUUUUGAAAGGACGCUAGGAUUUCAGAGCUGGAUUUCAAAGAACACAGUACGGGAGCUACGAAUAAGCAAGACAGUGUUACCCUUAAAAAAAACUAAAUUUGUGCAAAAGAAUGACUUAACAUUGGUAACUGACACGAUGAAAUCGUUGCAGUGUUUGUUAAAUUCAUCACAUGUAUGAACACACUUUUCUUCUUCAACAAAAUAAACGCACACAAGGGGGUUGCAUGGGUUUGAUUCCCAUGGCCAGGGUUUUGUCAGGAAGGGCAUCCGGUGUAAAAAUCUAAAGUCAAUCAGCUAGAAUGGUAUAAUACAGUAGGAAGAAAACGCAUGUAAACCUUUUGGAAUUUCAUGGUUUUCUGAAUAAAUUUGGCAUAAAUUGUGAUCUGUUCUUCAUUUAAAUCAAGGGCAUUGACAAAUACAAUGUUUUUUAAUUAUUAUUACUAACUAUAUAAUAGUGUUUAUUUUUUUUUCUUUAUUUUAAAAAAUAUUUUCGGACUAACAAAGUGAAAGGGGUCCAGAAAAUAUAACCAUAUAAAUAAAUAAGUAAACCAUAAGGGAUAUG
Molecule: messenger RNA, 2075 nt
Organism: Dunckerocampus dactyliophorus (ringed pipefish)
Lineage: Eukaryota; Metazoa; Chordata; Actinopteri; Syngnathiformes; Syngnathidae
Product: gastrula zinc finger protein XlCGF8.2DB-like
Exons: 2
Coding region: 259-1422 (387 amino acids)
Biological process (GO): negative regulation of transcription by RNA polymerase II; regulation of cytokine production; regulation of immune system process
Source: RefSeq, a predicted model, not a curated record